AUGGUCAAAUGGAGCGGCAUUCAAAAUUUGCUAGAGGAAGCACAAUCUGAUGUUCUACUGUUACUUGAUUUUUGCUCCUCGGGCACUGCAAACACAGGAGACGGCUGUGGAACGACAGAGCUUAUUGCGGCUUGUGGGUUCAAUGAUGUUGCGAAUGGUGUUGGCCCUCACUCCUUUACAAGUGCUUUGAUAACAGAACUGCGUUUGUUGAGUUCACAUCCUAAAUUUACCGCGGCUGUUCUGUAUAACAGAGUGUUAUGUCGAAUUCAUAAUUGGAUGCCUGCUGGAUGGGAAUUGCAAAAGGCUCCACUGCAUAUUGUUUUGACCCAGAAUAUAGCCUUACCUUCAAGUAUACAGCUUUCUGUAAAACCGAGAUCUGUAGUUCCAACAAGUCCAAUACAAUCGAUUGGAACUGGUAGCCCCACUUCACUUUCGACCAAUGCAAUAGCGGAUUCGGGAGAAAGAUCUAGCUCAUCCUCUAUAUUGAGCGUUCUCUCCACUGAGCAACGAUUGCCCAGGAUUCUCAUAAGUGUUAGACUAAAGGAAGAUCUAAGCUCCAACCUCUCUGCCGAUUCGUUUGCCGAUUGGCUUCGCAUGAUGCCAAUUGUUGCCAAUUCCGUGGCCAUUGAAGCCGGGUUUGGCAGCUUCUCAACGCUGGUACUUGUGGCAAUUCCAACUCCAAUGUGGGUUUGUUUAGAACGCCAUGCCGUCAUCAGUCUGGUUACGUUUUGUCAAAAGAUGUUAGCAGAGAAAGAAGAAUUAAUGCAAGAUUUUGAGAUGUUUUGCAGAACGGUUGAGUCUAUAACUGGAACAGAAAAGAAUAUGCAUGCUAAACUGGGGGGAGCCAUUGGCGGACUCCCAAAUUGA
Sclerotinia sclerotiorum 1980 UF-70 is the source of this 867-nucleotide messenger RNA. RefSeq lists its product as hypothetical. The transcript is spliced from 3 exons. The record is from RefSeq and is a predicted model, not a curated record. Lineage: Eukaryota; Fungi; Ascomycota; Leotiomycetes; Helotiales; Sclerotiniaceae. The coding region runs from base 1 to 867 and encodes 288 amino acids.